Molecule: messenger RNA, 993 nt
Organism: Spirodela intermedia
Lineage: Eukaryota; Viridiplantae; Streptophyta; Magnoliopsida; Alismatales; Araceae
Source: the annotation of a GenBank genome assembly
AUGCCAUUUUUAGAUUCGUUGAUCGUGCAUAACAAUAGUUUCACAGGUUUACUUCUCCCAAGGUUGGCCAACUUUUCUAGUCUAAGAAUAAUUGAUGCUGGAUAUAAUAGCCUUACAUACCAUUUCUCUCCAACCCUACCUUAUUUCCCUAAUAUAGUGGUACUUUCCUUGAGAAUGAAUCAUAUUCACGGCUACUUACCCAAACAGUUAUGUGAAAUGCAGUAUCUACGUCUCCUUGAUCUUUCUGGAAAUAACUUAUCAGGAAAACUUUUACCUUGUCUUCACAAUAUUUCAUCUUGGAGGUCAAAAAUUCUACACAGGGCCGUAAUUUCAUUCUACUCAUCAUCUUCUUCUACCAUUGCAUGGGGAUCUUUAAUACCAUCAGAUCCAGGCCUAUCGUUAAAGUCGAAAAAUUCGAUCCGUCAGUACAAGAGUGAGCCUCUGCAGUGGAUGACACACCUCGAUUUAUCAAUGAAUAUGAUUAGCGGCAUCAUUCCUCAAGAAAUUGGAGAGCUGCAGGGACUUCAGUCAUUAGACUUAUCCAAGAACCACAUCCAAGGUUCUUUACCAAAGUCAAUGGCAGACAUGUAUAAUCUGCAAAGUUUAGACCUCUCACAUAAUGGUUUAAGUGGUUCCAUUCCCAGUGAAAUGGUACGACUCACCUUCCUUGAAACAUUUAGCGUUGCCUUCAACAACAUGACGGGUGUGAUCCCGAAUGGUAUACAAUUUAGAAGUUUUAAUGAGAGCAGUUUUGAAGGUAAUCCAGGAUUAUGUGGACCGCCACUAAAGAAAGAAUGCUCCUCGAAUAAUGAGAACACGAAAGGGAUAACAACAACAGAAGAUGGAGGAAAGUCAAAAGAUUACAAGAAUGCUUUAUUCUUUGCAAUUGUUACAACGUCAUUUACUCUUGGUUUUUGGGGGUUUCUUGUCAGUUUGUUUUUCAAUAAAAGUUGGAGGAUGAAAUAUUUCAAGUUCAUCGAUCAAUUAUUGUAA